UGACCACUGCAGUUGGGGAGAAGACAAGAUGGCGCUGCAGACCUGCCGGAGGAUGGAGACGGUUUCUUCUGUCGUUUUCCUUCUCUUCCUCACCUUUACAACCGGUAUCCAUGGAGACCGGCUGACGGUGCUGCAGGCUCCAGAGUUCGUGAGCUUCCAGACGGGCGACUGGCCGGUUUCCGGGGAGAAGAUCCCCGACCUGGUGGCCCUGACGAUGGGCUUCUCCGUCCAGGAGGACCUGCAGUGGCCGGGGCUCCAGGCCGGCCCGCUGUUCCAGCGGCCCCGGGCCAACGUGCUGGUGGUGGUGAGGGGGACCGACAGCCUGGACCUGCCCCAGAGCGUGGCCUCCUACCCCCUGGAGAACCCGGUCCCCUUCACCCUGGACGGCGUGGCGGAGACGGUCCACUCUCUGUUCGCCGAGUUCACCCCGGUGGUGCUGCAGCUGGCCCCCAGCGAGGAGCGUCUCUACAUGCUGGGCAAGGCCAACGCCGUGUUCGAGGACCUGCCCGUCACCCUGCAGCAGAUCCGGGCCCGUCUGUCCCAGGAUGGCUCGGUUCUCACCUCCCUCCCUCUCAACUCCCUCAGCAGGAACUCCGAGGCGGAUCUGCUCUUCCUGUCGGAGGUCCAGGUUCUGCAUGACAUCACAGCUCUGCUGCAGCGGCACCGACAUCUGGCCAAGGAUUUCUCCCCGGACCUGUACUCGCUGGAGCUGUCGGGCCUCGAGGAGCUGAGCCGCGUCUACGGCAAAGACUCUCCUCAGUACCGCGACGCUACGUCCAUCCUGGCCUCCGUCCUCCAGAAGUUUGGGGAGGACGUGUACCGUCUCUACGGCAACAGUGCGGUGGUGGAGCUCGUCACGGUGAAAACCUUCGAGGCUCCUCUGACCAGGAAGUCCCGCUCCAUCCUGGAGUCCCGGCAGAUCAGCAACCCCGGCAGCCCCUACAACCUGGCCUACAAGUACAACUUCCAGUACGCCGUGAUCUUCAACAUCGUGCUGUGGCUGAUGAUCGUCCUGGCUCUCGCCGUCAUCGCCGUCUCCUACAACCUGUGGAACAUGGACCCGGGAUACGACAGCAUCAUCUACCGGAUGACCAACCAGAAGAUCCGGAUGGACUAAACCCCCAAACCCCCCUGAGCUGUGUAGUGAACGUCUGUGACCGUUUGUUUACAUCCUCCUCAGCUCACAUCCCCUCAACUCCUCACUAACUUCAUUCCCUUCUCCUUUUGUUGAUUUAACUGUUCUGGGUUUUGUUUGUGUAAGAUAAUGUGUUGUAAUGUGAAAGAAUGAGUUUGAUCUGGGUUCUUUGUGCUGCUUUUGUUGUAAGUUAAAUGAAAUUGAUGUGUAUAUAUUGAAUAUUGAGUAUAUGAAGAGACGGCUGUGCUACCGUUGUGGACGUGUGUUGCUUUUGUUCCAGAUCAGAUAGAAACACUCGUCAUAGUGGAUGUUGAAGACUAAUAAAUAUAAAUGAAAGCUCUGUAAAAUGCGAUAAAUGCUUAUCAAUAAAUUAUUGGAUGGAUCAGAA
This is a messenger RNA of Cololabis saira (Pacific saury), 1523 nucleotides long. RefSeq names its product ATPase H+ transporting accessory protein 2 (gene atp6ap2). Gene Ontology annotation, cellular component: membrane; external side of plasma membrane. Gene Ontology annotation, molecular function: signaling receptor activity. NCBI's taxonomy places the organism in Eukaryota, Metazoa, Chordata, Actinopteri, Beloniformes, Belonidae. Gene Ontology annotation, biological process: positive regulation of Wnt signaling pathway. The coding region runs from base 29 to 1117 and encodes 362 amino acids. The transcript is spliced from 9 exons. The record is from RefSeq and is a predicted model, not a curated record.